AUGAACCCUAAGACGCCCGCGGCCCCGGGGUCGGGGAGUAUCGGACUGGCACCGCCAGAAAAGGAAGGUCCUUUGAAGUCGGCUAAGGAAGACGAUGGGAGUGGAAUGGCCGUGGAUGCUUUCUACCUUCAAUCACUUAUUACUGAGGCUUUCCAUGAUAAAGGAUUUCAAAAAAUAGAAGAGUAUUUUCAACAGAGAGAGAGCCACAUUCCUCAAAAAUAUAAUCAUCUUCUAUUAUACCGUCUUGACAGAUCAAUAAGCAAGGAACUGGAUAAAAAUGAGUUUCGGAAUGUUUCACUGUUGCUGAAAUGUAUUCAGCGCUUCCUCAUAGAUGGCCUCAGAGAAGAUGAGCCUCUGCUAGUCCAACAGAGACUGAUCCCAAAGAUGGUUUCCUGGUUUGAAAGAACGACAGGAUUUCUGACCAUGGCAGAUCUCGCCUCCGACACAUCCCUGGUUAAUGUUACAGAAGACUUCUUUGACACGGCGUUGAUUAUUUCCACGAGGAGUAGUAAAGGGAAAAUUCAGAUGCUGGAUUCCUUCAUAUUUCCCUUAGGAUCUCUGGUGACAGAAAAGACUGUAAAUCAUUUGAUUCAACGGGAGGCUUUGAAGACUUUGAACUUCAUUUUGCAGGCUGUGCCUCGGGAAGAGAGAAAACAACUCUCCUUGUCAGAAGACCCGUGUCGUCUUAUGAAGGAUCUUGCAAGGACAAUCUUGACUGUGGGUGAUUAUGACCAGCAGGUUGCUCUCUCUGAAGCGUUGUGUAGACUGACAACGAAGAAGUCAAGGGUUGACCUUGUCCAUCAGUGGUUUGAAGAUGAUGUCAUUGCUGAAGCUUUCAAAGAAAUUAAGGAUCGAGAAUUUGAGACGGACAGUAGACAAUUUCUCAAUCAUCUAAACAACAGACUUGGUGACCAAAGAAGGGUCUAUUCGUUUCCAUGUAUGGCUGCUUUUGCUGAUGGGAAUGAGAUGAGAAAACCAGCAGAUGAAAAAUUAGAGAAAUUUUGGAUUGAUUUCAACCUAGGAAGUCAGAGUGUAACUUUUUAUAUAGACAAUACUGAGAGCGCUCUGUGGGACUCAGUAAUACUUUCGAAGGACGCAGUGAUUAAUUUCAGCAUAAUAGAAACCGAGAGGAUGAAGAUGCUCGUCAUUAACCUGAAGCCUAUUAAUAUCAGAAACAAAGAAGUAAUGAAAAUAGAAAUCCAUUUUGAUUUGCAAUUCGACAUAUCAGAAGCUUCCAUUAAAGCAUUAGGAGAAGACAAACAGAUGUUGCCUGACCAGACAAAAGUCUCAGAACAUUUUGGUGAAUUUGCGAAAGACGACAUUGAAUUUCCCAGCAGCGACAAAAGAGAGACAGACCAAGCAGAAGAAUCUACCAAGCUGGCAGAGUUAACAAGUGCUGGAGAUGACCGCUGCCUAAUAACUCUGCCCUUUAACCAGUCUGAGCCUGCUCAAAGUACACCUACUCAUUCACAUGAAAAAUCGAAACUGGAUGAUGCAAAAAAAGUUGCUUCAGAACUUGAGAAUUCUUCAGAUUUACAAGAAGCUUCAGUAAAAAUUCAGGCUUCUAAAUUAAAUGACAAAUCUAGGGAAGAGUCUGCUUUUGAGGAUGACGGAAAGCAGGAAACAAGGAUGUCGAAGCUUGAUUACAGGAAACACCUCUUCUCAGAGAGUAAUCCAGAUUCAAGUACCAGUACCAGUGAGCUGCCUUGGACAAAUGACCAGAAAAGAAAAUCCCUAAAACCAUAUUCUGGUAGAAAAAAGACAAGAAUCAGAAGUAGGGUAAAAAUCUUGCCACUCUUCCCUCCCAGUAGUGGCAGUGACCGUGAGAAAGACGAAGUGACUAAACUUCUAUCACCUUUAUAGAAAAAUACCUCCAGGCAAAAUAAUGCCACACCUCCAAAAGUUUCUGGAAAAAAAUUUCAGGGUAGUUCUGUCUUUUUAACUCCUGAAGAUUCUGCCCAGAAAACAGAACUUCAAAGUCCCCACCCACUGGGCAAUCUCUCUUCCUUGGAGCACUCAGGAGUUGAAGAAAAUGUAUCUAAGACUGUGAACCAAGAGUCAUUGAUGAAAAGUACUAGCUUCAAACAUAAACUGCAAAACUUGGAAGACAGAGACAUAUCAGAUGAUAGUUUUGCUAAGUGGAAACAGUCAAAAUUGGAAGAAGAUGAUGUUCCAGGCUCCCUUUCCUCAGUGACAGAAGAAGCAGACUUGGCAGAAGGCAUUUCUACUCCAUCCCUAGAAGUUGUGCCAGAGAACUUGAAUGAUUCUUCCAUUAUCACAACCUUUGAAAACUUCACUAGAGAACUGAAAAGACAGUACGAGUUAAGGUACAGAAGGAGUCUACUUCAUUCAAAAAAUGUAAAGCAAGCACCGGAUUGCCUAAUGAAACUUUUAAACCAGAUACAUCAGUGCAGACUGAAUAAACUAGAGCAGUUUCGCACUUUUGUUCUUCAAGAGCUGAGCAACCUUGAGGAGGCUAUUCAGGAUCUGAAACACCUUGAGAAGGACGUUCUGGAAUUUUGUAGGAAACAGUCUGACGAUCUGAAAUCAUUCUGUGAUCUGCAAGUGUUGAGCGAAUCCUUCCCGAGCCCGGACUGUGUGCCAGGCACUGUGCAUGGCACCAAGGGUUCAAUGUUGAUAUUGGCCCUGCCCUCAAGGAGCCAGCAGACAGAAGGGACAAAUAGUUAUGCAAAGAAACGUGGAAAACAGCUUGAUGACGCUCUGCCAGGUUGA
This is a messenger RNA of Equus quagga, 2733 nucleotides long. RefSeq names its product synaptonemal complex protein 2 like (gene SYCP2L). The record is from RefSeq and is a predicted model, not a curated record. The transcript is spliced from 31 exons. NCBI's taxonomy places the organism in Eukaryota, Metazoa, Chordata, Mammalia, Perissodactyla, Equidae.